GUUGUCACAUUGGCGGCGACAGAGUACAACAGAACAGCCAACAGGGAACUGACGUGGUAUUUCAAAAAGGACCCCAUUUUCACAUUAUAUACAUUAUACAGUUGUUAAUUGAAAAUGGAUAUCGCCACAAUGUUCGAUGAUGUUAAGCGUAUGAAUAAGCGUCAAUUUUUAUACCAGGUUUUAAGCUUUGGUAUGAUAGUAUCUUCAGCACUUAUGAUAUGGAAAGGUUUGAUGGUUGGAACCGGUAGCGAAAGUCCUAUUGUUGUAGUUUUAUCGGGUAGUAUGGAGCCAGCUUUUCAUAGGGGAGAUUUGCUGUUUUUAACUAAUUAUCCAGAAGAACCGGUGCGAGUUGGAGAAAUUGUUGUUUUCAAAGUUGAAGGCAGAGAUAUUCCAAUAGUUCACAGAGUUUUGAAGUUGCAUGAAAAGGAAAACGGUACUGUUAAAUUUCUCACGAAAGGAGACAAUAACAGUGUUGAUGAUAGAGGUCUCUAUGCUCCUGGGCAGCUUUGGUUGACUAAAAAAGAUGUAGUGGGUAGAGCUAGAGGUUUCUUGCCUUAUGUUGGAAUGGUGACUAUAUUGAUGAAUGAGUAUCCAAAAUUUAAGUACGCAGUUCUAGCGUGUCUAGGUUUUUAUGUCCUCAUUCACAGGGAGUAAUCUUUUUAUAUUGUUUUGUAAUUAAAUUUGGAAAAAUAAACAUGUUCCUUAAU
Zophobas morio is the source of this 707-nucleotide messenger RNA. RefSeq names its product twisted bristles roughened eye (gene twr). The transcript has 4 exons. Gene Ontology annotation, molecular function: serine-type endopeptidase activity. Bases 115 to 654 code for a protein of 179 amino acids. The record is from RefSeq and is a predicted model, not a curated record. Lineage: Eukaryota; Metazoa; Arthropoda; Insecta; Coleoptera; Tenebrionidae. Gene Ontology annotation, cellular component: signal peptidase complex; membrane.